CGUUCCUUAUUACGUCAUCUAGGCGACACGCGGGCUAGUCUUAGCAGUUAGUAGAGCGUUGUGGCUGCUCGUCUUUUAACCUGAUUCACCGAAUUUCAGCCGAAGCAGAAACCCGCAUAACGAUGGCUGCUGUCGGGGUACAGGGCAGGAAGAGGCUCCUAAAGGAGGAGGACAUGACCAAGGUGGAGUUUGAGACCAGCGAGGAGGUGGAUGUUACCCCCACCUUCGACACGAUGGGUCUCCGGGAGGACCUGCUCCGCGGGAUAUACGCCUACGGCUUCGAGAAGCCGUCGGCCAUCCAGCAGAGAGCCAUCAAGCAGAUCAUCAAAGGCCGUGAUGUCAUCGCUCAGUCUCAGUCUGGGACGGGGAAAACCGCCACCUUCUGCAUCUCUGUGCUGCAGUGUUUGGACAUCCAGGUGAGGGAGACCCAAGCUCUGAUCCUGGCUCCGACUCGGGAGCUGGCGGGACAGAUCCAGAAGGUGCUGCUGGCGCUGGGCGACUACAUGAACGUCCAGUGCCACUCCUGCAUUGGUGGCACCAACGUGGGCGAGGACAUCAGGAAGCUGGACUACGGGCAGCACGUGGUGGCCGGCACGCCGGGACGCGUCUUUGACAUGAUCCGGCGCCGCAGCUUGAGAACCCGAGCCAUCAAGAUGUUGGUUCUGGACGAAGCCGACGAGAUGCUGAAUAAAGGCUUCAAGGAACAGAUCUACGAUGUGUACCGCUACCUGCCUCCUGCCACCCAGGUGGUUCUGAUCAGCGCCACGCUGCCUCACGAGAUCCUGGAGAUGACCAACAAGUUCAUGACCGACCCGAUCCGGAUCCUGGUCAAGCGUGAUGAGCUGACCCUGGAGGGCAUCAAGCAGUUCUUCGUCGCCGUGGAGAGAGAGGAGUGGAAGUUCGACACCCUGUGUGACCUUUACGACACGCUGACCAUCACACAGGCCGUCAUCUUCUGCAACACCAAGAGGAAGGUGGACUGGCUGACGGAAAAGAUGAGGGAGGCGAACUUCACCGUGUCGUCGAUGCAUGGAGACAUGCCCCAGAAAGAGAGAGAGUCCAUCAUGAAGGAGUUCAGGUCCGGCGCCAGCCGGGUCCUGAUCUCCACAGACGUGUGGGCGCGCGGACUGGACGUCCCCCAGGUGUCGCUAAUCAUCAACUACGACUUGCCCAACAACCGAGAGCUCUACAUCCACAGGAUUGGCCGGUCGGGUCGCUAUGGCAGGAAGGGCGUGGCCAUCAACUUCGUUAAAAACGACGACAUCCGGAUCCUGCGGGACAUCGAGCAGUACUACUCGACCCAGAUCGAUGAGAUGCCCAUGAAUGUGGCUGACCUGAUCUGACCUGAUGACGUCACAGCCCCACCCCUUCCUGUUUACUCCUCAUUGGCCUCAGUUGCUUCCUGUUUUAUCUGUCCAUUUGACGUUCGCUGUUGAACGUCAGCCGUUUUUGUAAAUAAAUUUGCUUUGGAUUCA
This is a messenger RNA of Xiphophorus couchianus (Monterrey platyfish), 1475 nucleotides long. It is a transcript of the gene eif4a3, whose product is annotated as eukaryotic translation initiation factor 4A3. The record is from RefSeq and is a predicted model, not a curated record. Gene Ontology annotation, molecular function: RNA helicase activity; nucleic acid binding; ATP binding. NCBI's taxonomy places the organism in Eukaryota, Metazoa, Chordata, Actinopteri, Cyprinodontiformes, Poeciliidae. The transcript is spliced from 12 exons. Bases 123 to 1343 code for a protein of 406 amino acids.